Messenger RNA from Teleopsis dalmanni, 3723 nucleotides. RefSeq names its product kinesin heavy chain (gene Khc). Gene Ontology annotation, molecular function: microtubule binding; ATP binding; microtubule motor activity. Bases 573 to 3488 code for a protein of 971 amino acids. The record is from RefSeq and is a predicted model, not a curated record. The transcript is spliced from 4 exons. Gene Ontology annotation, biological process: microtubule-based movement. Lineage: Eukaryota; Metazoa; Arthropoda; Insecta; Diptera; Diopsidae.
ACAAUUGAUAGGUGUGUAUAUGUAAUCCGUUGUUUCGUGUGCUAGUGCUCGGAACAAAGUAGAAAUAAUUCGAUUUUUAUAACUUCAAAUAAGAUUACCAUAAUUCUAAGAAAAAUAAAUAAAUAAAUAACAUUCGUGUAAUAUAGAUUAACGUUACUUUCGGUUUAAUAAUAAUAAACAAAGUUUCUAUUGGCUCUUUUCAAUUUUACAUGCCUUAUUUUUCAUUUGAUGAAAGUAGUGAGCAGUUGACGAAUGAAAUAAUUUGUCUAAGGGAGUCUCUUCUCCUUCAUAAUUUCGCAAUUCACUUUGACUCCACAUUUUGCGAAGCUUCCAAACGUAUUAUCGAAUGCGAGGGCUUCGUCAUUUGGUUUUUGUUGUUGCUUUUCAUAUAUAUAUUUUGAGUUUUCUGCAUAUGGCAAUAAGAAAAAAUUUAAAUAAGUGAACUUAGAUAUAAAACUAAAUAUAUGAGGGAAUCCAAUAUAAAAAAAAUUGCAUCUGUAUAAAUUAUUGUGAAGUCGGUGCUAUAAUUGUGAUUUUAAACUUAAAUUCAUACGUAACAAAUUCAAUACAUAAUGUCAGCUGAAAGAGAAAUACCUGCUGAGGAUAGCAUUAAAGUAGUAUGUCGUUUCCGGCCUCUAAAUGACAGUGAGGAGAAGGCCGGUUCUAAGUUUGUUGUUAAAUUUCCUAAUAACAAUGAGGAAAAUUGCAUUUCAAUUGCGGGGAAAGUGUACUUAUUUGAUAAAGUAUUCAAACCGAAUGCAUCUCAAGAAAAAGUUUAUAAUGAAGCCGCCAAAUCAAUUGUCACUGAUGUGCUUGCCGGCUACAAUGGUACAAUUUUUGCUUAUGGACAGACUUCAUCAGGCAAAACGCAUACAAUGGAAGGCGUUAUAGGUGAUCCCGUGAAACAGGGCAUCAUACCACGGAUCGUCAAUGAUAUAUUCAAUCACAUAUACACUAUGGAAGUGAAUUUAGAAUUUCAUAUAAAAGUUUCAUAUUAUGAAAUUUAUAUGGAUAAGAUUCGGGAUUUACUGGAUGUAUCAAAAGUAAAUUUAAGCGUGCAUGAGGACAAGAAUCGUGUACCUUUUGUUAAAGGUGCAACAGAACGUUUCGUGUCUUCACCUGAAGAUGUUUUCGAAGUAAUCGAAGAGGGUAAAUCUAAUCGACAUAUUGCUGUAACAAACAUGAACGAGCAUUCGUCACGAUCACAUUCAGUAUUUCUCAUAAACGUGAAACAAGAAAAUUUAGAAAAUCAAAAAAAACUCUCUGGUAAGCUAUAUCUUGUCGAUUUGGCCGGUUCGGAAAAAGUUUCAAAAACUGGUGCAGAAGGUACUGUUUUGGAUGAAGCUAAAAAUAUUAACAAAUCAUUAUCUGCUUUGGGAAAUGUCAUUUCCGCACUUGCUGAUGGCAAUAAAACGCACAUACCCUAUCGUGAUUCAAAAUUAACACGUAUUUUACAGGAAUCAUUGGGUGGUAAUGCGCGUACAACAAUUGUUAUUUGUUGUUCACCCGCUAGCUUUAACGAAGCGGAAACGAAAUCCACAUUAGAUUUCGGACGACGUGCUAAAACCGUUAAAAAUGUUGUUUGCGUUAAUGAAGAACUUACAGCAGAAGAAUGGAAACGUCGUUAUGAAAAGGAGAAAGAGAAAAAUGCUCGUCUUAAAGGCAAAGUGGAAAAACUUGAAUUGGAGUUGGCGCGCUGGCGUGCUGGUGAAACAGUCAAUGCUGAAGAACAGAUAAAUAUGGAUGAUCUCAUGGAGGCAAGUACUCCUAAUUUAGAAGUGGAGACUACAAAGGGAGCUGGACCAGUACCUGCUACACCAGCUGCUGGUUUAAUGGUAGGCUCAAUAAGUACGGAAGAGCGGGCACGUCUAGAAGCUGAACGUGAGCGUCUUUAUCAGCAGUUGGAUGAAAAAGAUGAAGAAAUCAAUCAACAAAGUCAGUACGUUGAAAAUCUUAAAGAUCAAAUCUUAGAGCAAGAAGAAUUAAUAGCAAAUGCCCGCCGUGAAUAUGAAGCUUUACAAUCAGAAAUGGCGCGAAUACAACAAGAAAAUGAAUCAGCAAAGGAAGAGGUGAAAGAAGUCUUACAAGCACUUGAGGAAUUGGCUGUUAAUUAUGACCAAAAGUCUCAAGAGAUCGAUACUAAGAAUAAGGAUAUAGAUUCUCUUAAUGAAGAAGUACAGCAAAAACAAACAAUAUUGAAUACAACUACAUCCGAACUGCAACAAUUGAAAGAUAUGUCAUCGCACCAGAAAAAGCGUAUUAACGAAAUGCUCGGGAAUCUUUUGCGUGAUCUUAGUGAAGUUGGACAAGCACUAUCAACGAAUGAUUCUGGCAUCGAUAUGAAAAUGAAUACUGUUACAGCUGGAGAUGCAACAAAAAUUGAAGAAGAUUUUACAAUGGCUAGGCUGUAUAUAAGCAAAAUGAAAACAGAAGCGAAAAAUAUGUCGCAACGUUGCAGUAAUUUAGAAACUCAACAGAUUGAUUCAAACAAAAAAUUAACUGAAUACGAGAAAGACCUUGGAGAAUUCCGUUUGUUAAUUUCGCAGCACGAAGCUCGUAUGAAAUCUUUACAAGAAUCUAUGAGGGAAGCGGAAAAUAAGAAACGUGCAUUAGAAGAACAAAUCGAUUCAUUACGUGAAGAGUGUGCAAAAUUAAAGGCUGCCGAACAUGUAUCUGCUGUAAAUGCUGAAGAGAAACAAAAAGCAGAGGAGUUGCGUUCAAUGUUCGAUUCACAAAUGGAUGAACUACGAGAAGCACACACUAAACAAUUGUCUGAGUUGCGCGAUGAAAUUCUAUCUAAGCAACAUGAAAUGAACGAAAUGAAAGAUAUAUAUCAGAAAUUAAUACUGGCCCAUCAACAAAUGGCUGCCGAUUAUGAGAAACUUAAACAAGACGAAGCAGAAAAAUCUAACAAACUACAAGAUAUUAUUCUUACUAAUGAAAGACGCGAACAGGCACGCAAGGACUUGAAGGGUUUAGAGGAUACGGUAGCAAAGGAAUUGCAAACCCUGCAUAAUUUAAGAAAACUUUUCGUACAAGACUUACAAGCGCGAAUUAAGAAAACAGUCAAUAGUGAAGAUAAUGAAGAGGAUGGAGGUUCCUUAGCUCAGAAGCAAAAAAUAUCUUUCCUCGAAAACAAUCUCGAACAAUUAACAAAGGUGCACAAGCAGUUGGUGCGUGAUAAUGCAGACCUACGUUGUGAAUUACCGAAAUUGGAGAAACGUCUGCGUACUACAAUGGAACGUGUUAAAGCUUUAGAAACUGCGCUAAAAGAAGCCAAAGAAGGUGCAAUGCGUGAUCGUAAACGUUAUCAAUAUGAAGUGGAUCGCAUUAAAGAAGCAGUCCGACAAAAACAUCUUGGACGACGUGGCCCACAGGCACAAAUUGCUAAGCCAAUUCGCGCUGGUCAAGGAGCAAUCGCAAUACGAGGUGGUGGCGCCAAUGCUUUGGCCGGACAAAUGCCGCAAGCAAAUGCUGUUAGUUCAUAAAUAUAACCAUAAGUUAUUUUAUUUUAAUGUGUUAUCUUUAAAAUUUAUGUUUCCAUUUUUAAUUUGUCUUCUUUUAACGAAUCGGAAAAUAAGAAACAUUUUAAGUAAAUUUGCACGCAUGUUGAAUUAAAUAUCAAUGUAUGAGUUAAGGUAUAAAAUUGAUUAGCACUGUAUUUAUUUUUUAGUUUAAUUUCUUAAAAGUUUUAUUAAGUUAAAUUUUUGUCCAGUAAUCGAA